AGUAACGCGGACAGUUGCUUGUCGUCUUGCGCAGACCUGCCCGCCAGGCGAAAACACGCUACGUGCUUACGUGUUCGUUUCAGCUGUUUGAGAACCCGUUUACGAACUCUCUCUCUGCUAGUGGUAUUGCAAUCACAAGCUCGCAAUCAUGAUUGACAUACCCUUUUUGACGCCGCUCUUGGACAGAAUUCCUACAUACAUGGACUUCGAGGGACAGAAAGCGGCGGAGAAAAUAUUUCAAGUAGUCAUAAUUGCCUUUGCGUUUGCCGGACUUGCUUGGGGAUAUAUGGUGCAGCAGUUCUCCUACACUGUCAUCAGCCUCGGCAUUGGUUUCGUCAUUUCCUGCCUGCUUACGCUGCCUCCGUGGCCGGUGUACCGUAAGAACCCCCUCCCAUGGCAAAAGGCGAGGGACGAAGCUGGCUCCUCGUCAAGCAAGUCUAGCAAGAAAAAGAAGUGAUCAACGAAGGGCUUUCAACAAUUUUUUUUUCUUCAUUAAGGCUUUUCCAUAUUAUGAGUGAAGUGGGGGGAUGUGGUGUGUGUUCUUUAUUAAUAAAUUAUCCAAGACUGUCUUCAGUUCAGUGAACAAAUAUGAGGACACUGUUUGGA
Rhipicephalus microplus (southern cattle tick) is the source of this 606-nucleotide messenger RNA. RefSeq names its product Signal peptidase complex subunit Spase12 (gene Spase12). The record is from RefSeq and is a predicted model, not a curated record. Gene Ontology annotation, cellular component: signal peptidase complex; membrane. Gene Ontology annotation, biological process: protein targeting to ER. Lineage: Eukaryota; Metazoa; Arthropoda; Arachnida; Ixodida; Ixodidae.